GCGGGGAGGCAGCCCGGCGGCGGCGGCGGCACGAUGCCCCGCGACAAUAUGGCCUCCCUGAUCCAGCGGGUGGCCAGGCAGGCCCGAGUGACGUUCCGCCCUCCGGGCGGUAAGAGUAACAAUAGCGCCGGCGGCAACGGACCGCGCUUCGCGGAGAACCUCCAGCGGCUGCAGCAGCUGCUGAACGAGGUGCGGGCCGAGGACCUGCGCUUGGCGGCGCGGGGUCCGUCGGCGGUGCCGGGGCCGGUGCAGCCGCCCGUGAGCUACAUGCACAUCUGCGAGACGGAGAGCUUCAGCAUGGGCGUGUUCGUGCUGCGCGCCGGCGCUUGCAUUCCGCUCCACGACCACCCGGGCAUGAACGGGCUGCUCAAGGUGCUCUACGGCACGCUGCGCAUCGCCUGCUUCGACGCCCUUCCCGACCCCGGGAACGCCGAGGGAGCGGCGGCGGGCGGCGGCUGCAGGGCCUCCUCCGGCUCUGGGUCCGCGGCGGCGGCGGCAGCUCAGCGCACCGGCUCGGGCUCCCCGCGGCGGCGGCGGCACCGCGGCGUGCUCCGCUCGCACCAGCUCUACACGCCCGCCUCGCCGCCCUGCCUGCUGUCGCCACACACCGACAACCUGCACCAGAUCGACGCCGUCGGCGGGCCCGCCGCCUUCCUCGACAUCCUCGCGCCGCCCUACGACCCCGAGCACGGACGGGACUGUCACUACUACUGCCUCGGGGACGGGCAAAGCCUGCCGCCUGCGGCCGCCGACCACCACCAGGGCCUGCCCAAGGAGGUGUGGCUGCUCGAGACGCCCCAGGCGGCGGAUUUCUGGUGCGGGAGCGAGCCCUACCAGGGGCCUGGGGUGUCGCCGUGAAGCCCCCCCCCCCAAGCCCCUGCCUGCUGCGCCUUAGCGGGACCACUGGAAGGGGCCAGGAAAGCAGCCCUCUCCUCCCUGGUGCCCAUCCUGAAGGGUUGGGGAGCCAGUGCCAGCAGGACCCCCACCCCCAUGUUCUGAGAGACGAUGCUGCACCGGGCAUCUCCAAGCCACAGUAUCCUGCCUUUUCCCUGGGCCAGAUGCUUUUGGAGGAAGAGGGAGAACAUUAGCCAGGAGAUACUUAUUGUGCGCCAACAGGGCAGACUGCGCAUCAUGCCUGUGUUCCACGUGUGUUUGGGGAUAGGCCUGUGUGUGCCGCCGCCUGGGGCACAAGUUCUUAGGGGUGUCAAGAAGAGAAGGCCAUUGGCUAGAUGAAACCGUGGGCAGGCAUCUGCAGACAUGGCGUCCAUAUUCCAUGAAAAAUUACAGGAGGAAAGCUGGUCGUCCCCCUGCCCGCUUCCAAACCCAUAUUUCAAAUGGUACCACGUGCAAGGAGUUUUCGUGGGGUGCAUUUUUGGUUCUCUUUCCUCUUCCUCUCUUCCCCAAUCCCAGCACCCACUUGCUAGUCAGCACACAAGCUGAGAACACUAAUCUGACAAACCCCAUCUCCUCUUCAGGCCAAUGAUAUGGACUGUGUUGCUUUGCUGUGCGUGUGUCUCGGAAUUGCAUGGAGUUGGGAGAAACUGCGCCAUCCACUCAGGACACAGAGUGUAUCCUGCAUCCCCUCCUGCAGGGAAAUUAUGAAAUCGGGAGGCUUCCUCUUCAGUUCUAUGGGUGCAAAGCAGCCAGGUGCCGUUGUAUUUAUUUGUACCAACUAAUGGGAAGAUACAAAAGACUAGUAAUGUUCAAACUUCUGGGCACCUGACUGCCCCCCCACCCCCAACACUUACACACUAUUCUGCUUAAUUCAGCUAUACUUUAGGCUGUGAACCUUAACCUCCUCCCCCUGCCCUGUUUGCUACAGAAAGAAAGGCAAUAAGAAUUCUUCUCUUGCUAAUUAUGUGCCCUGUGAAAAGUCCAAAUAAUUUCCCAGCAAUUCCCAUGUUGAUUCAGUGGGAUAAUCUUUUGCAUCUGAUGAGGACAUGAUUCUAUUCCCACCAGGAUGGAUAUGGGAGGAAAUUUAUGCUGAAGAAACAAGAUACUAAAUUGGAUGGAGCAGAGAGCAAUUUGUGAUAUGGUUGAAAUGUUUUCAUCCCAUAUAGGGAUGCUGCCGGUUUAGAGAUGAUCCUUAAAUUUUAAAAACACACCGCAUACUGUUGUGUUAAGAGAAUGCUUUUUAGAUAUUAAAAGUGAGAAUUCCUGAUU
Molecule: messenger RNA, 2163 nt
Organism: Elgaria multicarinata webbii
Lineage: Eukaryota; Metazoa; Chordata; Lepidosauria; Squamata; Anguidae
Gene: ADO
Product: 2-aminoethanethiol dioxygenase
Exons: 1
Coding region: 34-858 (274 amino acids)
Cellular component (GO): mitochondrion
Molecular function (GO): oxidoreductase activity, acting on single donors with incorporation of molecular oxygen, incorporation of two atoms of oxygen
Source: RefSeq, a predicted model, not a curated record